Messenger RNA from Columba livia (rock pigeon), 10066 nucleotides. It is a transcript of the gene TACC2, whose product is annotated as transforming acidic coiled-coil containing protein 2. The transcript is spliced from 25 exons. The coding region runs from base 294 to 9560 and encodes 3088 amino acids. Lineage: Eukaryota; Metazoa; Chordata; Aves; Columbiformes; Columbidae. Gene Ontology annotation, cellular component: cytoplasm. Gene Ontology annotation, biological process: cell population proliferation; mitotic spindle organization; cerebral cortex development. The record is from RefSeq and is a predicted model, not a curated record.
AGCUUGGGCUCUUGGAUCUUGGUGAAACCCAAAACUCAGCCAGCUCUGAGUCCUGGAUGAGGAUAUGUUUGUUUGCUUCGUGUGUCGUGUGCUGUGGGGAAUUUUAUAGGACUGUAACAGGACUGUACAUAGAUAAAAGCUCUCAGAAAACCAGACCCUGUGGCAACUCUUGGCUCUCGCUUGUAUUUCCUCUGAGUAUCUUGGCCAAGGAGAAGAGAAAAAUAGGAAUGCACGGAGAGAUGAAACAGUGAUCUUUCUUUACUUGCUGUGUGAUACUGGUCGCCAGCACCACAAUGGGCAAUGAGAACAGCAGUGCAGAAAACCAGUUAGAAGUUCCCAGCGCAAAUAAAGUCAUCCUUAUGCCACCAAACCAAGGAGCACAGCAGAGCACUCCACAAGACUCAGAAUUAGGCCAGACCCCUGGUAAUGGGCACGGUUUACAAAGGAGCCCUCAGGAAAACAGCACAGAAAGAUCUGGAGGUCAGGACAUCUCAGGUCUUCUUCCUGCUGCUCUGCAACUGGCUGAGAGUCCAUCCCCGUCCCUUCCAGCACCCGCAAGCAUCAGUAAUGAAGGCACCAGUAGCUACAGCGCUGAAGAUUUAUCCAAUCCAAUUUCAAGCGUGGUGUCUUCAGAGGUGACAGGACAGAACAGGAUCUUUCAAGAACACGGAGGACAAGUGAGCUCUAAUAACUUAAACCAGGCAACUGAAGCAAGAGGGGGAAGUCUGCCUGCCCCGGUGCCUUCAGCACACCGUGCCAAAGAACACGUCACAGCAGAUCUCACCAGCAGCAAUGACAAGUUACUAACCUCGAAUUGCGAUGAAGCAGUGCCAUCCCCAGGUCCAGCGGACAACAAAGAAGAAGGAACAGCACACGCCGUACCUGUGGACAGAGGCCCAAAAUGUGACUACAUUGCUGCAGCUUGUAAGGAAAACAGUGAGAAUGAUCCCAGAAACCCACGCCUGGAGCCCAGCCCUCCUGUGGCAUUUACCGAAAUGCAAGGCGCUGCGCAAAUGAAUUUGAGUGAAUUAGGAUCGCUUUGGCAGGGUGACCAGCUGGGUGACAUGAGGGAAGCCCAGGGCAGCACAUUUCCCCAGGGUAAAGAAGCAGGAGAUUAUUUUACUGCUCAGGAGAGAGCAGUUUUGGAAGUAGGUCAGCCUCAAACUGUAAUGCAGCAAGGUAGACAGAACACAGAUGGUGGAGAGGGUGUGCUAAUGAAAAAGGAAACCUUAAUCCUAAAUUAUCCAGCAACAGGAGGCUCAGACAGUGAAAAAUUUGGAGCAAUUGUGAAUGUUCAGGGCUUCACUGAGAUCAGUGAAGUCUGUAAUCUACAGAUGGGGGCUGUAACAACGGCUAAAGGGGGUGAGGCAAACCCAGCUCUAUCUGGAAGCAAAGGGGAGCAGUCAGAAGCCUGUACUUUAAUGUCAGAGUUGCCUUCUAACCCUCCAAAUCCCCCUUCGAGGGAAUAUGUGCCUGGAAAUGACUCUCAAGAUGCAGUGAGGAGUGAAGCAGUGAAAACAGCCUCUGAAAAAAACAAACCUGUUUUUCAAAGGGAGCUUCAAAAGGAGGCUGAGCUUGUUAGUGCUGAGCUUUUCAGUGUGCCUUUAUCAUUUAAGCGAGAAGAAGAACAAAAAUCGGCUGUCACGACUGAAAGCCCAAAAGAUGAAGCCGGUAGCAAUGAAAUUAUAAAAGCUGAUGAUGUGUCUAGAGAAAGCACCACACUUUCUGAAACAGAAAGCAUUAUCAGUCCCACCAAGGAAAAUUCCCUGGUAGAUAAAAGAUUAUUACUGGAAGAAUAUGCAUUAAAUACUUCUCUGAGCGGAUCCACAGAGCCGAAUCAAAAAGAAACUGAGGCAAGUCUAAUAGGAGAGAAAAACAAAAUCCGAACAGAAGAGGCACAAGUGAUAGAAACCAGUGAAUUACCUGAGGGGUCAAGUGGGGCAGAAAGGCAACUAUUGAAUUCUGUUAGUAGCCAUGACCAGGACACAGAAAGUACCUACUUGAAAUACUGUCCUGAAGAAUUCAGUCUUUGUGAAAAGACUUCAACAGGUGACCUAUGGGAAGAAGCUGGAGGAAAGCCUCUGAAUUUACACAGUAACUUUAAAUCACCCAAAGGCAAAGCACAGUCUCUUGGUUGUGAACCUGAACAACACAUGAGUAAAGAGAAAACAGCUGCCAGAGGUGACCUGGAGAAUAAGCUCAUGGGUUCACCACAGUUUCCAAGGGAAGAAUGUCUGCUUAGUUUUGAUUGCUUUAAUACUGAGGCAGAAGACAAAACUCCAGGCCAGCCAGGCUGUAGCGGGGCUGAAAAGGUUUGUUUAGCCAGUGCACACAGUUCACUGCUCCUCCACCCUCAGAACAAUAAUAUUAAGCAGAGUAAGCAGGAUGAACCCUGGGAAAAGGCUUUUGCUAGAGAAACUGUGUUAGAAUCUGAAUGCAAAUCGGAGAGUCGAGAAAAAACAGAGACCCACAGCAAGUUAGAAGAGAGUGCAAAAAUGUCCACAUCAAAACUUGAGCUCCAGGGCUUGAAUGGGUUGGCAGGGACUGAGAGUCGUGUGGCUUUGCAAACUGAGGCGACCUCACAGGUUUCAGAAAGCAAAGACGUUGCUGAUGUGCCUUGCAGGGAUCCAGAGCAAGGACCAGGCAGUGCUAUGGAUGGUAAAGAAAAUGAGGAUGUUCAACAGGAGAAGCACCCAACUGCAUCGAAAAGUUUAGUGGUGGACACAGGUUUGGCACUGAAAAGUGAGUGUGAAUCAGAUGUGGCGAUGGAAGCUACGCUGGAGCAAGUGGCUACAGAAGGUCACAGAAACAUGGCAAUGGCUUGUUCAGAAACCUCCCAAGCUGUGCUCAGUACUUCAGAUCUCACUCCUCAGCAAGUUCAUGAGGAGGACGGGGGUGACACAUGUGGCUCCUCGGGGGCCCUGGGGUGCAGCAUCGGAGAGCUGCAGGAAAAUGCAGAUGUUCCAGCUGCUCUUCCCCAAGCGGAGCAAAUGGAGAAGUCAAUGCCUGUUGCUGGCGACAGUGACUGCAUUUCAAAUACAGGAGACGAACAACAGGAGCAGCAGAGCAGCCUGACAACUGUCACAAGAGCAGAUGAUCAGGAACACAAAGAGAGGGCUCUAAAACCUGAACAGCCAUUGGACCUAAAUGAUCACAGCGACAUACCAGAAAUACCUCUAAUGAUUUCAAACAACCUUAAUAAAGACUUUUCUGUGCCAGGUGCAACACCGAUCCAAUGCGACUCUGACAUGUCAAGAGCAAAGGAGAAGGAUAAAAGCAGUGCCCUGGUGUCAGGGGGUGUGUGCAGCAGUGAACAUGGGCAAAAUACUUCUGGGGUGACCAUGCUUAAUUUGCAAGAUUGCAACCAGCAAAACAAAACUGAUCUCAAGGCAGAAGAAAACUGCCGCAGUAAGCAAAACUCCAACAAGCCCGAGCAGGGUAAUAAUUCUUUGAUCUCAGCUAGUCAGCAUGAAGCAGCGUGUCAUGGCGAUACGUUUUCUAAAGAAUCUGACAAGAACGAACAGCCAGGCAGCGUAUGCUGGAUAAAGCAUAACACUGGUGAGAGCUGUGCUGCUGCUAUAUACGCCCUUCCUGGGAUGCAGAAUUCAGCAAGUGCCACUAACAUAUCACAGGCUUUGCCAAGUGAUACAGAAAUAGCACGUACUUCUGAUAAUUCUGAGAAAAAUGGGCCUCAAAUAUCUCAUCCAGAAACUCAAGGGAAAAGGCCAUUAAUGGCAAAAAAAUCAGGAAAAAUUGAAGGUGUGACUGCUGAUGGGGGGAUCAUGCAGGAAGAUGGAAAGAUGGAAAGUUGUGAGGAUGGUGCUUCUGUCACAGAAACAAGCAACGUGAAAAGUGAUAAAGGUCUAGGGGCACAAGGAUCUCCUUCACCAUUACAGGCACAUGGGGAAGUAAUUCCCCCUGAUAAGUUGUAUAAAUCCAGCUGUGAUCGAAAGACACCAGAGGAGCCUGGUUAUUGUCAAGCAAAUUUUACAGCACAGACCUCUGCACUCGGCCAUCCCAACCAGCAAACCAGAACCAAUAUGAACAGUGGCACCGGAGGGGAAUUACUAAAUAAUGAGCUGGAGUUUGUAGCAUGCCAAAACGCCUUAGAAGGAAACUCUAAUUUGCAGAUGGCUGCAGGUUCUCAGGUGUCUGAGCACUUGGGUCCUUCACCCAGGGUAAACGCAGGUGAAACAGCAAAUUCAGAAAACAGCCCUGUGGGGAGUGUGGGUGUGAAUGAAAAAGAUACUUCAGACCAAAGUUUUCAGGGUGAUGGAGACAGAAGUUUAGCCCUGCCAGAGACUUUAAAUUUGGGGCAGAGUACAGGAAACUUAUCACAGUUCAAUUGUGAGAAGCUGAAGAAAGAGAUCUCUGCAAUUAAAUCCAAAGAAACAAAAAGUGAGGUAAACUUCAAAGCACACGAAAGUGACAGUUCAGCAGAGUCUUUCUUCGCUCUCCGUGCUCUAGAAGGGAAGCUGCUGAGCCUUUCAUCUGCGGGUAAACAAGGAGGCUCUAAUGAGGAAAUUGCAACCAAUAUCAGCGGAGAUGACAAGUGCAGUAAGAUCUUAGAGAAACCUGGGAAUUCAGAAAAAAUGGAAGAGCUUUCAGAAGAGAAUAAUAACAUAAGCGGGGCAGAGAUCAGUAUUUCUGAGCAGUCUGCGGAGAACUCUGGAAGGGAGCAUGAGGCUCUGACUUGCAGCUCUCUGGACAUCGGCUCCAGCCUCCCAGGCUUUAGGGACCAGAUCAGCCAGAUAUUUAAAACAACUGCCCACAGCACACUGAGUGCUGAAUUACCCCAACUUUUGUCCGAAAACCAUGCAGGCUUCACGCAGAGUCCAGUGGCCGAGGGCACAGAACAACUGUGCGGUGCUGAGAACGUUUCAGAAUCGAACAAGGAGGGUGAAGGAGCUCCCGGGGGCACCCCAGAAGCAGAGGGGCAAGAGUUGUCUUUAGCUACUGAGAACUCCUGCAGAGCUGCCGAAGGUAAAUCUCCGCAACAAGAAAACACGGUGGCAGAGCUGCCACCAGCAAGUCUCUGGGGUGCUGAGAAAAACACGCAGCCCAGUGGCUGUUUAGAGGUGAUCCCCAGCUUGGAUGGCACCGCAACUGCUGAACGCGCCCUGGAAAACCUGCGAAAGCCGCACAAAACCACGGAGCAUCCAGAGAGCAGAGAGAUGGAAAGAAAGGAAGACGUGUGUGCUGGUGGCAGUGAUCCUGAAUCGCUAAUAAGCUUAGAGAUAAAGAAGCAAGGACCGGCUUCAUUUGAUGGGGCAGCUGCUGAGAACUUCCCUGAAUAUUCUGACAAUAAGCAGCAACCCACGGUAGCUGUUAUCUCCACGGGCGAUGUGCAGGAGAGUGAUUUAGAAGAUGCUGCUACCGCAGAGGGAAAUAACUUAAUUACAGAGUGUGGUGCAGAACCAGCUUCAUCUGAAGAGGAUGUAAGUCUUCCUACUGAACAGUGCCAGGAUCCUAAGCCAAAUGAACAGGAGAAAUGUGAGCACGGUGAUCCAGACACUGCCAAGAGCAUCUCUGACAUGGCAGCUUCAACACUUGUCCCGGGAGGAUCUUACAGUCAUGAAAAAUUGCCAGACAACUUUAAUGUGUCACCUGGGGAAACCCAGGAGACAAACAUUCACAGCAAUUUUAUGCAUGACAUUAAGUCUCAGAGUGACAUGGAGAUGAUACAGGAUGAUCCAUUAAAUAGGAAAUGCUUGGAAACAUCAGAAAAUUCACAAGAUGCACAACAAGCAAAGGAAGUGAAUGUGCACGGGUUAAUAGAUUACUUAAAAAAUGAAGUAAGCCAGGAAGAUUGCUUGCAGACUGUCUUUAAACUUGAAUCUAGCAAUGUGGCUGAGGGAGAUGUAAAAGAAAACAGCGACGCAGUGCUAAGCACAGCAAAAAUAGGUAAAGAAAAACCUGGAGACAUGCCUGAAACAGGUACUGCAAGGAUGUUAGUCACUGGGGAAGGUGACUUAGCUUUAAACAGGAGCACUGAAGAGCAGGAGUCAGACCUGGACAAAAAUCACUCUCCAGCCAUUUCUGUGAUGGAGCAGGGUGAGGAUUCUGCAUGCACAGAUACCACUGUUCCUGAAAAUCAGCCCAACAAGAUGAAUUCGGAAGAUGAAAGCUCACUUCAGGAUACCAAAAGAAAGCUAUUACCACUUGCAUCAACUGAGCCCAAGAACCCUGACCUCGAUGAACUUCAGGACGCAGAAUCACCUGCUGAAAGCCCUUGUGGGCCAGGUGAUGAUACACAGUUGGCUUCUCCCCUUGAUCCUUCUGAAGAACUCUUUGCUGUUUCCACAGCGGAUGGAGAUGUUGGCCCCACUGAUGCUGCUGAGCUGACUGAGGCGAGCACUCCCAAGCCUGAUAGCUGCGAAGAAGUUGAUAACCUUGUUUCUGGGGAUGUAUCUUCAUCUGCGGCCCCUGGUGAUGGUGUAGAGUUGCCUGCUCAAGAAGCUGAAGGUUUCACAAGGGAAAAAACGAGGAGCUCUGACUCUGAAGAAGCGUUUGAGACCCCGGAGUCCACCACACCAGUAAAGGCGCCACCUUCACCUCCACAGCCACCCCCCGAAGCGGCAGCUGUUGUAGCAGACGUAGCAGAACAAGAAAUAAAACCCCAGCUGCCCUUGGAAGACACAGGAUUAUGUUCAGAAACUAUACCCGUAACUGAUGUGUCACACAGUGAAUCAGUUGAAGAAAGCCCUUUCCGUCCCCCUUCCCAUUCUUUUUCCACCGUCUUCGAUGAGGACAAGCCAAUAGCCAGCAGUGGAACUUACAACUUGGACUUUGAUAACAUUGAGUUGGUUGAUUCUCUCCAUGCCUUAGGACCGAGCACUCCAGAAUCGAAGAAUCGGGACCCCAAAGCGAAUGUUCGAAGAAAAUCUACUGAUUCGCUCCCAGUUUCCAAAUCUACCUUGUCUCGAUCUCUUAGCUUACAAGCUAGUGAUUUUGAUGGGGCAUCUUAUCUCGGCAACAGCGAGACAUUAGCGCCGGCAGCAGAUGCGUACGGUACUGGCUCAAGUAGUGCUUCAAGUACCCUUAAGAGAACAAAGAAAUCCAGACCGGCUUCCUUAAAAAAGAAGCAGACAGCAAAAAAAUCUCUGGAUGCUCCACCAGUGAAGGAAACACCUCAAGAACCAUCUGACCUUGGCCAAGCAGCUUGUGCCCCAGGUGAGGAUAAAACAGCACCUGAAGGUAAGGCUGACUCAGAAAAGCCUGAAUGUACUGAACCUUCUAAAAUCUCUGCUGAGAAACAGGAGGCCCUGCCCGUGCCUGAAGGAUCCUAUCCCUUGGAUCCAGACAGUUUUGAAGGGAUUAGUGCUUUUAGCACCGGAGGCAGCAAAGUACAAAAUUCUCCUCCUGCCAACAAGAAAACACUACCUCUUACAACGGCACCAGAGGCUGUGGAGGUGACGCCACCCGACACCGGAGGACAAGAAGACCCUCCGGUCAAAGGCGUUGCCGUGAGGCUGGAGUUUGAUUAUUCUGAAGAAAAAGGGGUGAGUGAAGACCAGCAGGAGAGUACUCCUCCUCCCAAAAAAGCAGGUAAAAAGCCUGGUGCUAAAAUGCCGCUACGGAGGCCAAAGACUAAAAAGUCAGUGGAGAAGCUUGACAAUGCUCCAACCACACCGACCAAGUCACCCGCUGAUCCAAAUGAAAUCCCGAUCACGAAAGGUUCUUAUACUUUUGAUAUUGAUAAGUGGGAUGAUCCCAAUUUUAACCCCUUUUCAUCUAGUACAAAAAUGCAGGAAUCGCCCAAACUGCCUCAACAAACAUACAGUUUUGAGCCAGACAUGUGUGAGGACUCUAUUGACCCUUUCAAGUCUUCUUCUAAGAUAGCCAGCUCACCCUCUAAAUCUCCAGCUUCCUUUGAGAUACCAGCCAGUGCCAAUGAAACAAAUGGAACGGAAGGAGACAACUUGAAUAAACCUGCAAAAAAGAAGAAGACGCCACUAAAGACGAUGGUAGAAGAUGUGAUGUCUGUAUGUUCUCUGUUUGAUACAUUUAGGGUGAAAAAAUCGCCAAAAAGAUCCCCGCUGUCUGAUCCUCCUUCGCAGGAUCCCACUCCGCUGCCUACUCCAGAAACACCUCCUGUCAUAUCCGCGGUGGUUCAUGCGACAGAUGAGGAGAAACUGGCGUCUUCAGUGACCGGUCAGAAAUGGACCUGCAUGACCGUGGACCUGAACACGGAUAAGCAGGAUUACCCACAACCGUCUGAUCUGUCUACGUUCGUUAAUGAGACUAAAUUCAGCUCUCCCACAGAGGAAUUGGAAUAUGGCAACUCAUAUGAAAUAGAAUAUAUGGAGAAAAUAGGCUCCUCUGUGCCUCAGGAUGAUAACACCCCGAAGAAACAGUCUUUGUACCUAAUGUUUGAUGCACAGCAAGAGAGCCCAGUCAAAUCACCUCCCAUCAGACUGUCCGACUCCACCACGCCGUGCUCAGGGUCGAGUUUCGAAGACCCUGAAGCCCAACAAUCCUCUGGAAUGAAAAUACAACAUCCAGCUUCCCGAGUCCUUGCUGCCAGCCAGGAGGCACAUUUACAGUCACCCGACAAGUCAAAGCAGAAAGACCUAGAGCCCAUGACCCUAGGAACAACUCCAGAGGCUAUUGAGAUAACAUCUCCUGAAGACUCCUUUGUCUCUGCUGAUGCUCUUCUCAAUAGGAUAUCUAAGAAAACUUCAAUAUGUGAUCAGCCCGAAUAUCUAGAUCCUGACUUAGCAGAAAAGAACCCCCCAGUAUUUGCUCAGAAACUUCAGGAGGAGUUAGAGUUUGCCGCAAUGAGGAUAGAAGCGCUGAAGUUAGCCAGGCAGAUUGCCCUGUCUUCUUUCCGCUCUGAGAGAGAACCUGCUAUCCCAGCAGAUGUGUCCAUCUCUAAAAGUGCACUGUACUCCCGGAUCGGCGCCUCGGACGCAGAGACCACCACGGCUCUUCUCUACCCCCAGCAAGACUUGGACUCUGCGCUACGACUCGCCAGAGCAGAGAUUGUGGCCAAGGAAAGAGAAGUGUCUGAGUGGAAAGAGAAAUAUGAAGAAAGCAGAAGGGAAGUGAUGGAAAUGAGGAAAAUAGUUUCAGAAUACGAGAAGACGAUCGCUCAGAUGAUAGAGGAUGAGCAGAGAGAGAAAUCCGUCUCCCAUCACACUGUUCAGCAGCUGAUAGUGGAGAAGGAACAAGCUUUGGCAGACCUGAACUCAGUGGAGAAAUCCCUGGCAGACCUUUUCAGGAGAUAUGAAAAGAUGAAAGAAGUGUUGGAGGGGUUUCGGAAGAAUGAAGAAGUGUUAAAGAAAUGUGCACAGGAAUAUUUGUCACGAGUGAAGAAGGAAGAGCAGAGGUACCAAGCACUCAAAAUUCACGCUGAGGAAAAACUGGACAGAGCCAAUGCUGAAAUUGCACAAGUGAGAGGCAAGGCACAGCAAGAGCAAGCAGCGUAUCAGGCCAGCCUUCGUAAAGAGCAGCUGAAAGUGGACGCGUUGGAAAGAACACUGGAACAGAAGAAUAAAGAAAUAGAAGAAUUAACAAAGAUUUGCGAUGAACUGAUUGCCAAAAUGGGGAAAAGCUAACUUUUAACCAAAUCUCUGGACUUCGAUAUUGAGUGCAAUAUGAUCAUUGGCACACUGAUGUCCAUACAUUUACGUGGACAGGUUAUAUUUUCACUUUUUCGUAUGCACUACUGUAUUUUCUUUCUAAAUAAAGUUGAUUUAAUUGUAUGCAGUACUAAGAUGACUAUCAGAAUUUCUUGCUAUUGUUUGCAUUUUCAUAGUAUAAUUCAUAGCAAGUUGAUCUCAAAGUUCCUGUAUCAGGGAGAUUGUCAAGUUCUCUAAGAAAUUGCUGAUCCUAGCCUUCCCUUUGUACAUGAGUUCCCAUGUUGGAUGUCUUUUUGGAUUUAAUAUAAACAUGUAUUACUUGCAUGGGGACUCUUGCCUUAAGGAGUGUAAACUUUAUCUGCAUUUGCUGAUUUGUAAAAUAAAAUUAAAAAUGAAAAAAAAAAAAAAACAAGAAAAAAGAAAAUGCAUGUCACUUAAAUGAAAUUCUCUAUUGUAAAUAAAUUUUUUCGUUGAAAGUUGAA